AUGGCUACUCCCACCGUGUCAACUCCGGUGAAAACCCAUCAUGGGAUCUUCUCUAGCAAGACUGCCGGUGGUCGCAUGCCUCUAACACCAUCGCCCCGUCCUCGUACUGGCAGUAUGGCCUCCAACCACUCAUCUCCAUUCACUCCCCCUCGCCAGGCGACAGAAGCAGGCAGGGAUCAAAACCGGACUAUCUAUGGCGGCAACCUUUCCUCAUACUUUGCCAAAUCUAUACCUAAGUCUUCCCGAGCCUACCGCGAGUCUCCCAAAUCCAACAUCGCUCGUAUUCGCAAAUCGCCUCGUCAUUUGGAGGUGGGUGUUUCUGACUGGUCAUUGACCGGUACUGGACCCUCAUCGAGCCAAACUCCGUCCAAGGAGAGACUGCGUAAAGAGACCCGGACGAGAUCUGGAAAGACGACUGUUCGUAUUGCACACAAUGCCGGAGACCGGUUCAUCCCCAACCGUUCUGCAAGUGAGGGGCUGGCCACAGCGGGAACAGCCAAACCGGAAGAGAACCACAGGCCUAAGUCUAGCAGCAACGAGGGCUCGGCUGUUCUCGCCAGUGCUGCUAGUGCCUUUGAUAUUGGUGGUCGUGGAGCCGACGAUGAUAUCACUGCAGCUCUGGAGAACCUGGGUUUGGAGGAUAGCGAGACGUCAACGACUUCGUAUACCAGACCAGCACCAGAUGCGGUUGCUUAUGAGUCGUCCUUGGCUGAUGCAUGUGGCGUAAAUCUGAAUACACGCAUCCUGGCCUUCAAGCCACCGCCACCAGAGUCCUCCAAGCCGAUCGAUCUGAGGGCGCAGUAUAAUCGUCCCCUGAAGCCUAGCAAAUCCCAGUCUGCUCAAUUCCGCAGAAGGGUUCAAACGGCGCCGGAGCGUGUUCUGGAUGCACCUGGUCUUCUCGAUGAUUACUACCUCAAUUUGCUGGACUGGAGUUCUGGCAACCAAGUCGCCAUCGGCCUUGAGCGUAAUGUUUACGUGUGGUCCGCUGACUCUGGGUCUGUGAGUUGCUUACUGGAAACCUCACCCGAUACGUAUGUCAGCAGCGUCAAGUGGAGUGGCGAUGGUGCUUACGUCGGUGUUGGCUUGGGAACUGGCGAAGUACAAAUCUGGGAUGUUGAAGAAGGCAGCAAGCUUCGGAGCAUGUUUGGGCACGACUCGCGUGUGGGCGUCAUGGGGUGGUCGAAGCAUACUCUGUCUACAGGUGCACGCAGUGGCUUGGUAUUUAACCACGAUGUCCGCAUUGCCCAACACAAGGUAGCUGAACUAGUCUCCCACACUUCUGAAGUCUGCGGUCUCGAGUGGAGACCGGAUGGUUCGCAGAUUGCCACUGGUGGAAACGACAAUUUGGUCAACAUCUGGGAUGCCCGAUCGCUCAGCGCACCCAAGUUCACCAAGACCAACCACCGUGCCGCCGUCAAGGCUCUUAGCUGGUGCCCCUGGCAGCUGAACUUGCUCGCCACUGGUGGAGGUUCAUAUGAUCGACACAUUCACUUCUGGAACACGACCACCGGGGCUCGGACCAACAGUAUUGAUACUGGCUCACAGGUCACCAGCUUGCGGUGGAGCAACCACUAUCGAGAAAUUGUCAGCUCCAGCGGAUUCCCUGACAACUCCUUGAGCAUCUGGAGCUACCCAACCCUGGUGCGCAAUGUGGAGAUUCCAGCUCAUGAGACCCGUGUGCUGCACAGCUGUCUCAGUCCUGAUGGUCAGUUACUGGCGACAGCAGCCGCUGAUGAGAGCCUGAAGUUCUGGAAGGUCUUUGAGCGCAAGCCUGGUACCAGUGCCUCAGCCUCGCGGGAGGGUGGUGUUGGCAGUAAAGCCCAGAUGGCGAAGUCUAUGACCAUUCGGUAG
Aspergillus tanneri is the source of this 1851-nucleotide messenger RNA. RefSeq names its product WD40 repeat domain-containing protein (gene CDC20). Gene Ontology annotation, molecular function: anaphase-promoting complex binding; ubiquitin ligase activator activity; protein binding. Gene Ontology annotation, biological process: positive regulation of ubiquitin protein ligase activity; anaphase-promoting complex-dependent catabolic process; positive regulation of anaphase-promoting complex-dependent catabolic process. The record is from RefSeq and is a predicted model, not a curated record. The transcript has a single exon. Bases 1 to 1851 code for a protein of 616 amino acids. NCBI's taxonomy places the organism in Eukaryota, Fungi, Ascomycota, Eurotiomycetes, Eurotiales, Aspergillaceae. Gene Ontology annotation, cellular component: anaphase-promoting complex.